CCUGUCCCGAGAGAUCUAUAAGAAGAGGCCACCCAACACCUCUGGAACCUGUUCUCUUUUUCUCAUCAUUACAACAUCAGCCUAUCAAGCAAUUACACCUUCAAUCCAAUAGCUCCAAUAACAAAUCUUCCCCCAAUCAUCCCACACCCCACCAACCUUCAACAUGCCUACCGAAGCUCAGAUCGCCGGCGGCCACAAGGCCAACAUCAACAACCCCAACACCUCUGAGGAGUCCAAGCAGAACUCCAGGAAGAUUCUCGAGGAAGAGUUCAACGGCGGCGACGUCCCCAAGGCUGGCGAUAACGAGCAGAAGAACCCCGGCAAUGUUGCUGGUGGGCUCAAGGCUACCCUGAAGAACCCCAACGUCUCUGAUGAGGCCAAGGAGUCUGCUAAGGAGCGUCUUGACAAUAUGUAAAGCGGCAGUGUUCUAAGAAGCCAAUACCCCUUCAUCCAUUUAUUGGGAGCGGAGAAUAGGAAAUGAGAUUUUUUCUUUUAACGGACAAGUCAAGCCUUGUAUCUUAGACACUAUCGCCCGAGGUAUUCGGGCCGUUAUGAGGACUUCAUUGCCAUUACUUGUCACUUUCCAAUGUUAAUAAUACCUGUGAUAACCACCGCAGCUCAAUCCUUAAAUGCUAGUUGUCACAAAAUUGAAACCGGUGCCAUAGUCAAAAGUUGUUUACGACAUUAUCUGACAAUUAUUUGAC
Messenger RNA from Colletotrichum navitas, 704 nucleotides. RefSeq names its product conidiation protein 6. Lineage: Eukaryota; Fungi; Ascomycota; Sordariomycetes; Glomerellales; Glomerellaceae. Bases 164 to 415 code for a protein of 83 amino acids. The transcript is spliced from 2 exons. The record is from RefSeq and is a predicted model, not a curated record. Gene Ontology annotation, cellular component: cytoplasm.